GUGCUCGUCUCUUCUUCGUCAAACAUUUCCACCAUUUUCGUUUCUUAGAUCUUUCUUCAGCUCGUCUCUUCUUCAGUCGUGGGUUUUAUUUACCCAUCUUCUUAUAAUUUCUAGUUACAAUACUCUGGGUCACAUUUCCGAUAAAACCCUAGUUUUUUCCUUCUUCCAGUGCGAUCAUUAGUACUGUAAUUGGAGUCUCUUCUGUGAGAUUCUUAGUAAUGGAGACCGCUUCGAGCGUAGCAGCAACUCGUGGCGGUUCCCUUCAGAUUCCGUCGCCGACGGCUCCGUCUAGGAAAGAAUGGCAUGCCGUUUCGGAUUCACAAAACGUUGGAGACGCCACAGAUUAUGUGGAUGUGGAACAGUUGAAGCUAAACCGGACGGAUGAGAGAACGAUAUAUGAGAGUGGAAGGGAGCAGGAUGGUUUUUCAAAUAGUGAGAUGUUGCAGCAACAGAUUCUUAAUGUUUCUAGAAAGAAAGGAGAACUUCAGCAGUUAGAGAUUGAGCUUCGAGCUCAGCUGUUUGCGAGACAUGAGAUCAUGGAAAUCCAGAGCAACUAUGAAUCUCAAUUCACAGAGUAUGCUAAUGCUGCUGCUAGAAUGCAGGAGCAACUUCAUGAGAAGGAGAGAUCUAUUCGGGAGGCAGAGAGGAAGUUAGAAGAGAAAGACAGAGAGCUGCAUGCCAUUAAACUGGAUAAUGAAGAAGCAUGGGCGAAAGAGGGUAUCUUAAGAGAACAAAAUAAAGAACUUGCCACAUUCAGACGAGAGCGUGAUCAUUCUGAAGCUGAGAGGUCCCAAAAUAUACAUAAAAUAUCUGAACUUCAGGAGCAUAUUCAAGAGAAAGAGAGCCAGCUCAGUGAAUUGCAGGAACAAAAUAGGAAUGCUCAAGAAACUAUCUUGUACAAGGAUGAGCAGCUAAGAGAAGCGCAAGGUUGGAUUGCCCGUGCCCAAGAGAUAGAUGCUUUACAAUCAUCCACAAAUCAUUCGUUGCAGGCGGAAUUGCGAGAACGUACAGAGCAGUAUAACCAGCUCUGGCAUGGUUGUCAGAGACAGUUUGCGGAGAUGGAGAGAUUGCAUGUGCAUACAGUGAAACAACUUCAGCUUGAGCUAGCCAAUGUAAGGGAAGCUGGUGGUUCUCUAACAAAUUCCAGUGGUGCCUCCCAAACUAUUCAGAACAGCGGGAACCAAUUUGAUGCUCAUGGAAACAGCGCAGAAAGUGCAAACACUAGUGUCCAUUCAAAUGGAAAAAGCUCAGAUAACAUAUCAUCUUUUACUUCACCUGAUGAUAAGGCUACCCAGAACAACCGUGUUGAUGGGGUGUCAUCUUCUAAUCUUGGAGCGUAUGGGUACCUUCAAGCGAGUCAGAUGACCCCUCUGCAUUCAUUUUUCAUGCAGCAACAAGAGAUUUCUCAGUUUGUUCAACCACAGGUCGCUUCACCUCAUGUUACGCAGUCAGUUUUGCUGCAGCAAAAGGCUGUACCAGAUAAUUCACAGAUGCCUACUCAGAAUCAUGUGCAUCCAUCUCAAGGUGUUCAUGGCUUGGUAGGUUCUGAUCUGAAGAGUGAAUACCGAGUGCCUCCCAACGGACAAUCCUUUGGUCAGGGGUAUAGAGAUGUUCAAACUAGCCAAGUAGCACAAUACAGAUCUACUACACAAUCGUCCUCUGUGAAUGAACAGGCAGUGGAAUCUGGCAAUGGAGAUUAUAAUGGGUCGAGUCACUUGGAGAAUAACUUUCAAGACAUUUCUUCACAGUUCCGAGAUGCGCUAAGGCUUGAUUCCCAUGCCCAUAAUUCGAAACCUGAGGAAGCUAAUGGCCAGGUUUCACCUGAUGAACACAAUAGUUCUACAUCCAUUGUGCCUGAAACUCUAUUCUCAUCUGGGAAACCUGAGAGGAACCCGGAGAGUACUCUGCUUGAUGAAAGGUCACUUUUGACAUGCAUCCUCCGUACUAUACCAGCUGGUGGAAGAAUCAGAAUUAGUUCAACGCUUCCAAACCGUCUGGGAAAAAUGCUAGCCCCUCUGCACUGGCAUGAUUACAGGAAAAAGUACGGGAAGCUGGACGAUUUUGUUGCUAGCCAUACUGAGCUAUUUGUGAUAGAGGACGACUACAUUCAAGCUAGAGAAGGUGCACAAAAAAAGGUAGCAGCUUCAGCAGCAGCAGCCAAAGUGGCAGCAGCAGCUGCAGCGUCGUCAUCCCCACACUCCAUAUAUGUGGCUAUGACUCCUAUGGCUCAGUCUCAGGGGUUAGGCAGUCGGAAGAGGUAGGCAGAUCUCCUGACUAUAUGGCGAAGCAACAACGAAAGGUCUGAUUUUACAAGUCAAGCUUUCGAAAGUGGAAGGCAUAUUAGAAUGAGGCAAAACAUUCAAAAGUGGAAGGCAUAUUAGAAUGAGGCAAAACAUUCUCAUAUCUUGCUUUCAUUUUUAGGUGAACUAAUCGCCAAUGCUCUAAGCUAAGAUAUACACAUGAUUUUACUUUUGCCCUUUUAAUAGUAACCAUGCUCAAAAUUAACAAUGUUAAAUUUAACAUUCUAAGAGUCGGCCAUUGAAAUUCAGUAAA
Capsella rubella is the source of this 2553-nucleotide messenger RNA. RefSeq lists its product as uncharacterized. The coding region runs from base 219 to 2261 and encodes 680 amino acids. Lineage: Eukaryota; Viridiplantae; Streptophyta; Magnoliopsida; Brassicales; Brassicaceae. The transcript is spliced from 14 exons. The record is from RefSeq and is a predicted model, not a curated record.